Molecule: messenger RNA, 576 nt
Organism: Kuraishia capsulata CBS 1993
Lineage: Eukaryota; Fungi; Ascomycota; Pichiomycetes; Pichiales; Pichiaceae
Exons: 1
Coding region: 1-576 (191 amino acids)
Molecular function (GO): protein binding
Source: RefSeq, a predicted model, not a curated record
AUGACCGACAAUAAAUCUACACACAUUGACCAGUCACCCGUAUUGCCGAGAGGGUGGGUUUCGAAGGUAGACGAGCAGACAAAACGGCUAUACUAUCUGAAUACAAUCACUGGACAAGCACAAUUGGAGUUCCCCACUACAGAAUCCAGUGACUAUGAUGUUGAUGAUCUCCCACCACAAUACGAAGAUGCCGUGGCAGGGUCUGCUCCACAAGAAGGGAGGUCAUCUGAGCCAAAAGGAAGAGUGCAUAGAGCCGCAAUUAUUGCAGAUCAGUUCCAGAAAAGGGCUUUUGAUUAUGAGACGAGACACAGUGGUACGCAUGUGCUUUCCCAGCAUUUCCAGAAACAUAAGCAGAAGAGAGAGUCAGAAGGCGUGGAUCCCAAUUCCACCUCCUCCAAGCUGAUAUCCACUGGUGCUGCAGUGACUUCAUUCAUUCUUGAUCAAAGACGUGCCAGGUUCGAGCGGAGACGUCGUUUUGGAAUAACCGGUCUUAUAACCCGAGCCUUUGAUCCCAAUGACACCGAAAACGACGAGAGAUAUGAUAGCAUCAGAUACGGAAGGAGGGGUAAGCAUUAA